Molecule: messenger RNA, 1434 nt
Organism: Ipomoea nil (Japanese morning glory)
Lineage: Eukaryota; Viridiplantae; Streptophyta; Magnoliopsida; Solanales; Convolvulaceae
Product: alcohol dehydrogenase-like 2
Exons: 8
Coding region: 107-1243 (378 amino acids)
Biological process (GO): formaldehyde catabolic process
Cellular component (GO): cytosol
Molecular function (GO): zinc ion binding; S-(hydroxymethyl)glutathione dehydrogenase [NAD(P)+] activity
Source: RefSeq, a predicted model, not a curated record
GGUCUCAUCUCAUCUCAACUUGGUACUGUACAUAUACUGUUCUCCAUCAACUUAUAAAGCAAGCUGGAAACCUAAGCUAAGCUAGCUUCAAUUCAUUCAUAUCAGAAUGGGCAGCCAAAGUGUCAUAACAUGCAAAGCUGCUGUGGCUUGGAGAUCAGGAGAGGCGUUGAAGUUGGAGGAGAUACAAGUGGACCCACCCAAAGCUCGAGAGGUUCGGAUUAAGAUGCUCUAUGCCAGCUUGUGUGGGACAGAUAUCCUCUGCUGCAACGGCUUUCCACGUCCUUUGUUCCCUCGCAUUCCUGGACAUGAAGGAGUUGGGAUCAUAGAAAGCGUAGGUGAAGAAGUGACAAGCCUUAAAGAAGGAGAUACAGUGAUGCCCCAUUUCAUAGGAGAAUGCGGAGAAUGCCCAAACUGCAUUUCUGGGAAGUCAAAUUUAUGUUUCAAAUACCCACUCAGCUUCACGGGGUUGCUUUUGGAUGGAAGCUCGAGAAUGUCCAUCAAUGGCGGCGAGCAGAGAAUAUACCACCACGUCAGCUGCUCCACGCUGUCGGAGUACCUCGUACUCGACGAAAACUAUGUUGUCAAGGUGGACCCACGCCUCCCUCUCCACCAUGCUAGCUUCCUCUGCUGUUCCUUCACCACUGGCUAUGGCGCGGCUCUGAAAUUGGCCGACAUUGACCAUAACUCAACUGUUGCUGUGCUGGGUCUUGGCGGCGUUGGACUUGGCGUGGUAGAGGGAGCAAGAGAACUAGGAGCGGCGAAAAUAAUUGGAAUUGACAUUCACGAUAAGAAGGAAGAAAAGGGAAGGGUUUUUGGCGUGACAGAGUUCAUAAAUGCAAAGAAGAAUUGUGAGGAUAAAAGAAUUUCAGAAAUGGUGAAAGAAGUUACGGGAGGACUGGGCGUUGAUUACUUUUUCGAGUGCACCGACGUCCCCGACUUGAUGAUCAACCAAGCUAUUGAAGCAACUAGAAAGGGAUUUGGGACAGUGAUUCUGCUGGGAGCAGGACUACAAAUUGAUUGGCAAAUGAAUUACGUUCCCCUAAUGAUGGGUCGGACUUUGAAGGGCUCUAUCUACGGAGGCGUCAGGAUUCGAUCUGACCUUCCUUCCAUCAUAAAUAAAUGCAUAAAUAAGGAAAUUAAAUUAGAUGAAUUGAGUAGUCAAGAAUUUUCACUGCAUGAAGCGAACGAAGCAUUAGAGUACUUAAAAAAUCCAGAUUGCGUCAAGGUUUUAAUCAAGUUCUAGGCUAGAUUUUAAAUUCUCGGCUCAUGUGCUUUCAACCUCUCCACUCCGCUCAUUAUGUUAUGGUUUCAGACAUGAUUAUCACGGACUUAAAUAAUAUAUUUGAGUUGUGGAGAAUGAAAAUAUGUAAUGCACUUAUGGAUUUAAAAUGUACCAAACACAAUAUAAUCUAAUAAAUAAAGCAUUAAAAUAAA